CCCCACUUAUAGUCACCCUCUCACAGAAAGCUCUUCCUCAUCACCAGCAUAUAUUCAACACUGUUAAACCAACCGCGAUACAAAAAUGUUGCCAACCCCGGAUACUUCUCACGUCCCAUAUGAGCGAGUCUACGAGCCAGCAGAAGACUCAUUCCUCCUCCUCGACACAUUCUCAUCAGAAAGCGAAAAGACAUGGCUUCGAGAACACUUUAGACCUGAUACCAAUGCCCCGCCUCCUCUAGUGCUCGAAAUCGGCACCGGAUCUGGAGUUGUGAUUGGCUUUGUCAAUGCGCACGCCGAUACUCUUUUUGGAACCAGAAGGGUUCUGACAGCAGGCGUGGACAUGAACGCGUAUGCAUGCAGGGCUACCGUGGGCACCGCAAAGAGAGCCAUCGAAGACAACCCGACAACACAUGGCAUGUAUCUCGGCUCAAGUAUGGGCGAUCUCGCCUCUUGCUUUCGACCGCAUGCUGUCGACGUGUUAAUAUUUAACCCACCAUACGUACCAACGCCUGAUAUGCCGGUAAAGCCGGAUCAGUUCCUCGCUGAAGUCCCAGAGAAGGAUGCCGAGGAUCCGUCAUUUGACGACGACUCAUACCUACUUGCGCUGUCUUACGCCGGAGGCCAUGACGGCAUGGAGACUACAGACCGCUUAAUAUCUCAAAUACCAGAUAUCCUUUCAGAAAGAGGCUGCGCAUAUCUGCUGCUAUGUGCGCAAAACAAGCCACAGGAAGUAAAGCAAAAGAUCGCGCAACUAGAGGGCGGUUGGCGAACAGAAAUGGUGGGCUCAAGCGGCAAGACUGCCGGAUGGGAGAAACUACAAGUACUUCGUAUAUGGAGGGACAAGAGCGGUGCAUAGAUUAGAAACAGGAAACA
Messenger RNA from [Torrubiella] hemipterigena, 876 nucleotides. Lineage: Eukaryota; Fungi; Ascomycota; Sordariomycetes; Hypocreales; Clavicipitaceae. The record is from the annotation of a GenBank genome assembly.